AGCUAGCCGGUGAAUCAACCUAAUUCUGGGAGUGUAGAGAUUGUAAGUGGUCCCUUGCUGCUCAGAGGCCAGAGGCAUUUUUACAUUUUCCUGUUCCUUUUUAAGUCCAUAAAAUAGUUCUCCUGUGAAAAUAAUAUUCAAGUGUUUAAUCCCCAGAAAAUAUGUAUUAUAGUCUCUCCUGAAGAAAGAGAGAAGAUGUAAGGUAGUUUUGACAAUAUGGUAAUGUUAUAUAGAACAGGACUGGACAGGUAUAGAUUAUUGGAUGGGAGCACAUUCUGCCCUCUGUAGUGUGGGAAGGAGGGUCAUCAAAAAUGACCAAGUUUCAUAAUAAAUUUGAUGCCAUUGGAGCCUCUGUGGUCAGGCAUAGCAUGGUGUACACAUAAAAAGGUAAAGGACCCCUGACAGUUAAGUCCAGUCAUAGACGACUCUGGGGUUGUGGCACUCAUCUCAGUUUACAGGCCGAGGGAGCCGGUGUUUGUCCACAGACAGUUUUUCUGGGUCAUGUGGCCAGCAUGACUAAGCCGCUUCUGGCAUAACAGAACACCCAAACCAGAGCAGCGCAAGGAAACACCAUUUACCUUCCCGCUGGAGCGGUACCUAUUUAUCUACUUGUACUUUUUGGCAUGCUUUUGAACUGCUAGGUUGGCAGGAGCUGGGACCGAGCAACGGGAGCUCACUCCGUCGCGGAGAUUUGAACUGCUGACCUUCUGAUCAGCAAACCCAAGAGGCUCAGUGGUUUAGACCACAGCACCACCCGCAUCCCCUAAAAAUAAAAAUAUUUACAUAUUACAAACUUGCUACAUUCAAAUUUGAAAGAUGGAUGUAACAGCAAAGUCGCUUACCACCUGAAAAAUGUCUUUAAUUCAAAAAGAGUAGGGCCACUGGGAACCACAGAAAAUUGCCUUGGGGUGUGGACUUGAUUUCCAAGUUAGUAAUCCUUGGUGUUAGAAUUAACAACUUCAGUAGUAAGAUAUGCACAAGAUUUUUGUCGUCUAUAAAUAAUAGGGCUAGAAACAGAUGACUUCAUCUUACACUGUUUUCAGUGCAGAUGGCUUAGAUCCUGGUAAAUUUGAGUAUUUCUAGAUAUCGCUUUAUCAUUUGCAUAGUAAGUCUCAAUAGCUCAGUGUUUCUGUUGAAGGUGUAGCUUAAGAGGCAGACCUUUGGUAAACAUAUUCUAGUUUCAUGAGUUAAGGUUGAAAUAUUUAAUCAGUAUUUACCAAAGAAUUGCUCUGUGGAUUAUUUUAGAUCUCUGACGAUAGUACUUUAUGGAAUUAUUUACUGUUGAAAGGGUGUUUCUCAGGCAUCCCCAAACUUCGGCCCUCCAGAUGUUUUGGACUACAAUUCCCAUCAUCCCUGACCACUGGUCCUGUUAGCUGGGGAUCAUGGGAGUUGUAGGCAAAAACAUCUGGAGGGCCACAGUUUGGGGUGCCUGGUGUUUCUGUACAGUUUACUAUGAAUGCAUAUCCAACUUGCAACUCAGAAUCAUCCAUUCUGACACAUUUCAGGAACAGUCAAGCUGAAGAAAAGAUGGAUUAUGGUUAUUCAUCACUGAGUAAAGAAAUGGGAAGGAAAAGGAAAAGGAGAUUGAGAUUGUUUGUAGAAAGAUUUUGUUCUCUUGGAAAGUUGUUUUACUGGUAGAUAAUUUAACACCCAAUCUUUGCCUUUGUUCAUGGCUGGCUGGUUGAUAACCCAUGUUCAACAUAAUCUGCUUUAAUGUACUUCAGUUUUUCAAAACAUUUGGUCCCAAUUGUUUGCUUAUAUGAACAGGUGAAUGUGAUGAAAAUUUGAUGUUCUUUCAUUAGGCAACAACUAGAAUUUUGAGACAGAAAUGCUACAAUGAUGUCAAUGGAUUUUUCUUUUCCCCAAAAAAGUUUUACAUGAAAUACAAGAUUGAGCAAAGCAGGGAAAGGAGAUGAGAAGCAUUUGCUUCCUGUUUCAGCUAACCCCAUUUUAUUAAUAUUUCCAAACAGGAACAUAUUUUUGUUAGUUUAAUUAAGGUUUGUCUGAACAAACCAGCCUCAAACUGGUUUACGAUCCUGGCUUGUUCAGAUAAACAGUAGUAAGUACUAACUGCAGUUCCCAGUUUGGACAUAAAAUUGAGCAGUUGAAAAUGGAAGCAAAUGCUUAUUGUGGAAGCAAAUGCUUAUUGUGGCCAUGCAGGAUGAAGUAAAUGAAGAGAGAUUGCCACCAUCACUCUAAACGAUUAUUUACAGUUACCGUAUGUCCAAAUGAGGUAAAUCUAGUGCCCCAGUGGUUUUUGUUGCAAAAGUUUGGUUGAAGUUACAUACCAUUUUCAUGUUCCACAUUUCAGCUAUCUAUUGUCUGUUUUGCAUUCUCACCUAUUCAUUUAUACUCCAUUGGACCACGAACCCAAAUAUGAAGUCCUGAGUUAUUAUUUUAGGAGUUAUCCAUGUCUGCCACAUUUUCCAUUCAAAUAAACCUACUACCCAUAAGAAGGAUGCCCGGUAAACCAGUUAAAGAUACAUCUAAGAUACCAUAACACCUCUUGUUCUGAACCAAGUUUUUGGUAGUGAUGUUUGAGCUUUGGCUUCUCUGUGCUGACAGUGAAAGUGUUUUCAACAGCUCAGCAACAGUUGCUAGCACUUGGUUAUGUCUGAUUUACACAGCAGGCAACCUUCUAUAACCAGUACCAGAAGACUUCAUCUGUUAAGAUCCUGUGGCCUAGGGCAGUGUUUUUCAACCACUGUUCCGCGGCACACUAGUGUGCCGCGAGAUGUUGCCUGGUGUGCCGUGGGAAAAAUUAAAAAAUUAGAUUUAUAUAUAGUCAAUAUAGGCACAGAGUUACUUUUUUUAACAUUUUCUAAUGGUGGUGUGCCUCGUGAUUUUUUUCAUGAAACAAGUGUGCCUUUGCCCAAAAAAGGUUGAAAAACACUGGCCCAGGGGUUUAGAAUCAUUGUCCUAGGAAGUACAAAACAAAUGUCAAUGAUCUGUAAUGCUGGCCACGAAUGCUGCAAGCAAUAGGUUAUUAUUAUGUAUUAAAUUUCUAUACCGCCCUUCACCAAAAUAUCACAGGGCAGCUUAAAAAAUAAUGCACAAAAAACCCAUAGUAACAAACAAUACCCCCACAGUUUAAAAGGCCAUUGAUAAUUUUAUUAGCCAAGUGCUUGGGAGAAGAGGAAUGUUUUUACCUAGCGCCUAAAGAUAUGUAACAAAGGCGCCAGGUGAGCCUCCUUGGGGAGAGCAUUCCACAAGCAGGGAGCCACUGCAGAAAAGGCCCAUUCUUGUGUUGCAUAUGAAGAAAGACCUCAGAUUAUGAUCACAGGUCUGGGUGCCACCUCAUGGUCAGGGCUGAGAUUAAAAGCAGAAUGCAGGAGGGAUGCUUAUGAAGUGUGAUGAUGAAUAUGUCACAUCUAAGUCCAUUAAAAAAAACUUGAUUGGUCUGUGUUACUCAGACUGAGUUGCAAAAUACAGUUUGGGGACUUAAAAAUGAAUUUUUAGUUUCCAUAGAUAGGGAACAGUACAGUUGCUUUUAUCUUUUCUUCUUUUGCUUUGCUAACUUCUCACUUUUCCUUGCACUUUUGCAAAUACGAAUCUGUUGUUGGAUUUGUUGAAAUUCUGACUUGUUCAGAAUAAACUUCUAGAUGGAGAAAGGAAUUUGACCCUGAGCUGGGAGAUUACUUUCCCCCCCCCCCGAGAAAGCAGUCUCGUGUCAGCUGUUCCACGGUAACCUCAGAAAAGAUAAAGAGUCAGAGACAGCAAGAUGGAAUAUAAACUUUAUCUGUGAACAUGACUGACAUAUAAAUAUUAGCAAGGGAAGCAACCAUAAAGUUACUUCACUUGUUCCUAGAAUGUCUUAAGGAAACUGCCUUUGUUUUUCUGCCAGUGUGCAGAUGAUAACUUUGUAGAGACCUGAAGGUAGCAUUGUGCAGCCCUCAUUACUUACUGUUCAAACAUUCAUUUCCCCUUUGUCCCGCCAUAUUUUCAGUCAAACCAGUUUUGCAAGUUUAUGCAGCAUUUCAAGCAGUGCCUUAAAGAAAAAAUGAAACUACUUCGCAGCAGUGUGUGGUCAGCAGUGCUGAAGUAGAUGUGUGUAAAAGCUGUUGUGGGCACCUGUUAGCUAGCACUUAUCACAUAAAUAAUGAUGAGUAACAUAAGGAGAGUUCUCAUUACAAGCAGAAACACUUCUGCUCUCAGUGCAGGCACAGCUUCCUACCAAUAACAUCCUUUAUGAGAUGCCACUCUGGAGGGCCUCCCAAAUUUUGUGAAGAACUUUUAGGAGGUGUGUGUGGGGGGGUGCUGCUUCUUAGAGGAGGCAGCUUGGAACCUCUUGCCCACAAGUAGAAUGACCACAUGCCCUGGUCUGGAUCCUUCCCAAUAUUACCUUUCCUCUACUUUUAUUUUAUUUUAUUUUUACAGUAAGAUCACAUCUUGCGUGGGCGUUACAGUCUGGAGAUUGCGCCUAAAGCCAAAAUCAUGUAUAAUCAAAACACAUUGGGUUAAAUGACAGGUAGGAUUGCACAAGUCAUUUCCCCCAGAAUCUCUCCCCCCUUUUUAUUUUUAUUCCCCCCCCACACACAUGCAUAAAGCUGAAUGCGCACAAUUUAAAUGUACACACACUGUGGGCUUACUAUAUAUUGCAUGCAUCUGUUCCUUUGUUCUAGUACCUAUGCAGCACUCACAGCAGCUUACAACAAAUUAAAAUCGCAAUGCCAUAAAAUAAAAUAAAAUGCAACAAUAAAAUGCACAAAAUUUGAAAGUGACAACAGCAGAGAUUGCAAAUGACCUUAGCAAGCUAGCUUGCCAGAAUAAAAAUCUUAGCCAGAGGAGGACAUGCAGAGCGGGGGGUGGGGGACACCCAUGCUUCAUGGGGCAAGGUGUCCCACAAUAUGGGCCAGGUACUGAAAAGACCCUUGACAUCAGCAGGGCCUCCACCUUAGGUGGGAGAUGAAGAAGGGCAUGUGCACUGAAGGUGAAUGAGGCAAUCCAGGCUAUCCAGUUCCACCGAGAAAUGCUCUGCCAUUUCCAUUCUCCUGUAUUUUAAUUCUGCUUUUAUUUCAUCUUUUCUAGUAAAACCCACUACUAAUCCAGAAUCUGCUUGUGAAUUUGUAUGGUCAGCUGUUAGCACACCAUUUACUUGCGUAGAACCAGGGGAGCAGCUGCAUUUAGAAAACAGGAAAACAGAUGUAUCUGGCUUUUCCACAGACACAGCCAGUCUUCCCUUUUUUCUUCCCCAUUAUGUUUGUACAGUUCUCAAGCUACAGGUACUGGAUCGGGGUUUGUACCAUGGUAGCAAAGAGGGGAAAUCUCUGCAUUUCUUUCCCAAAAAACUAUAACAUUGGGGUGGCCUAUAAAGUGAACAGGAGUGGGGGAAAGAAUCCAGGUACUACAAUUGAUUGAUAUUUCUUGAAACAUAAAGCCCCAAAUGAGUGCAAAUUUGAACUGAAUACUGAUUUCACACAUGCUAUUUAAAGAACUUUUGCAUGUCUCAUCCACUGUUGGCAUGCCUUGUGAAAACAGAAAUUCAGUUUAAAUGUAUUUGUAUCAUCUUUUUAAAUCCGCCAGUAGCUAUGUGAUUUUUAUGUCACCUGUGAAUAAGAGUUCUGUCUGUGACAACAGUGCUUGCAAUUGCUUUGCAUUGCUAGGAACAGUAGCUAAUACGGAAAGACAAUAUUACACAGUUUUAUGGGAUUCUGUCAAUCUAGACCAGCUAUGAACAGACAUCAAGGUUAAAUGUAGUGGGGUGCAUUCAAAUUGAAAGCAUAACUUUUACACGAUAGUAAGUGAAGCAGCAAAUUUUCCCAAGUGAUAUUAAAGUGCUUUGUCAUAUAUAUAUGUUUUUGACCUUGUAGUAACAAACUCCCCAGCCCUAUAAGUAUUAAUGGGAUCUAUGUACUGAUUUUUAUUUUAUUUUUUACAAAAAUAAGCAGCUUCCUUUACGCUUCUUGCUGUUUAUAAAUACUUGACAGUCUCUUGGGGAGCUCAAGGCUGACAAAUUGUUCAUAGGGCUGUUUUCAAGCAGGAUGUGAGUAAAGAGGAAACAGCUAUAGUUAUCAGUCCCUAUCACACUCCAGUGUUGGCUGCUUGCAAAAGAAUGCUGCAUCAGGAUAGCUAUAUUUAGCAGAUGCACUGAGACCACCUCUAUCUCUUGGUAUGUGUCUGUGUAUUUCAAGCUAAUCUAAAACCCAGCCACUGUAUCAUUAAGUUAUUUUUCUGUCUGUUGUGGUCAAUGUGACAUCUAUUCUGAUAAAAGGACAUUUCACUGCAUGCUUGGCCAAAGUCUCUGCUUCAUUUUGAGAGUUUUCAGGGCAGCUGAAAAAUGUUGGGAAAGACCUGGAGACAACAAUGGGUCAUUACUCCAUGUCGGAAACUCAUCUUGUGUGCAGAUAAUAGAAAAGAAAUGGAGGACUGGAUUGCAGCACUGAAGACUGUACAGAAUCGUGAACAUUUUGAGUCUACACAGUACAGUAUGGACCAUUUCUCAGGGAUGCAUAACUGGUACGCCUGUUCACAUGCUCGGCCAACAUACUGCAAUGUGUGUCGGGAGGCACUAUCUGGAGUCACGUCCCACGGACUCUCCUGCGAAGUCUGCAAAUUUAAAGCCCACAAGAGGUGUGCUGUCCGGGCAACUAAUAACUGCAAAUGGACAACGCUAGCAUCUAUUGGGAAGGACAUCAUUGAGGAUGAAGACGGGAUUUCAAUGCCACACCAGUGGCUUGAAGGAAACCUGCCUGUGAGUGCCAAAUGCACAGUGUGUGAUAAAACAUGUGGCAGUGUACUGCGCUUGCAAGACUGGCGCUGUCUCUGGUGCAAAGCAAUGGUACAUACCUCAUGCAGAGACUUGUUACCAACCAAAUGCCCGCUUGGCCUUUGCAAAGUUUCUGUCAUCCCUCCUACAGCUCUCAACAGCAUUGAUUCAGAUGGGUUCUGGAAAGCCACUUGUCCCCCUUCUUGCACAAGCCCUUUGCUGGUCUUUGUUAACUCAAAAAGUGGAGACAACCAGGGAGUAAAGUUCCUACGAAGAUUCAAACAACUGUUGAAUCCUGCACAGGUCUUUGAUCUUAUGAACGGAGGACCUCACCUCGGUUUACGUUUAUUCCAGAAAUUCGACACCUUCCGAAUUCUGGUGUGUGGUGGGGAUGGAAGUGUUGGAUGGGUUCUCUCUGAAAUUGACAGCCUUAGUCUCCAUAAACAGUGCCAGUUGGGAGUGUUGCCCUUGGGCACAGGCAAUGAUCUUGCCCGUGUGCUAGGCUGGGGAUCUGCUUGUGAUGAUGACACACAACUUCCUCAGAUACUGGAAAAGCUGGAAAGGGCCAGUACCAAAAUGCUUGACAGGUGGAGCAUUAUGGUGUAUGAAACAAAACUUCCUCGGCAAGCAUCUGCUUCUACAGUCACUGAAGAUUUCAGUGAAGAUUCUGAGGUAGUGCAGCAGAUUCUCUUCUAUGAAGAUUCUGUGGCUGCUCAUUUAUCCAAAAUCCUGACAUCCGACCAACACUCAGUGGUCAUUUCAUCAGCCAAGGUGCUCUGUGAGACUGUGAAGGAUUUUGUGGCUCGAGUAGGGAAAGCCUAUGAGAAAGCACCAGAAAGCUCUGAGGAGUCAGAUGUCAUGGCCAGAAAGUGUUCUGUUUUGAAAGAGAAGCUCGACUCCCUUCUUAAAACACUGAAUGAAGAAUCUCAAGCUUUGUCAUCUUUGCCAAACCCACCUCCUACCAUAGCAGAAGAGACAGAAGAUGGCGAUGGUUCAGGCAGUACUUGUGAUUCUGCUAGUGAGCGUUCAGUAGGCUCCUCUUGCACUGCCCGCCCUCAGAUAUUCCGUCCACGUGAGCAAUUGAUGUUGAGAGCCAACAGUCUGAAAAAAGCUAUUCGUCAGAUUAUAGAGCAUGCAGAAAAAGCUGUAGAUGAACAGAACGCUCAAACCCAAGAGCAGGAGAGCUUCCUCUUGGGUCUCUCUACCGCUGAAGAGGGAAAGGACUUGAGGAAUGAAAAUAAAAUCUGCUUACAGUCUUCACACACUGGCAACUAUGGAUUUCCAAAAGGGAGGAGCCACCGGAAAGUUAUCAAGUCUCCUUGUGAAAGAUUAAUAAGUAAAGGAACUUUAUCAGUGGGAAGCUCUGCCUCUCUUCCUCCCCAGGCAGGAAAUCGGGAUAAUCUGCCAAUGCUGAAUGCAAAGAUCAUCUACCCCAAUAUCCGUGCUGGGGCGUCUGGUUCUCUACCUGGAGGUUCUGUCAUCAGCCGGUUGUUGAUCAAUGCAGACCCGUUUAACUCUGAGCCAGAAAAUCUUGAUUGUUACGUAGAGAAAUGUGUGAUGAAUAACUAUUUUGGAAUCGGACUGGAUGCAAAGAUCUCUUUGGACUUCAACAACAAGCGUGACGAGCAUCCAGAAAAGUGCAGAAGUCGUACGAAGAACAUGAUGUGGUACGGAGUUCUUGGAACAAAGGAGCUGCUACACAGAACUUACAAAAACUUAGAACAAAAAGUUUUGCUAGAGUGUGAUGGACGUCCAAUUCCUUUGCCCAGUCUUCAGGGAAUUGCCGUACUCAACAUUCCCAGCUAUGCAGGAGGCACCAACUUCUGGGGGGGCACUAAGGAAGAUGAUACAUUUACAGCUCCUUCUUUCGACGACAAGAUCCUGGAAGUGGUAGCAGUGUUUGGUAGUAUGCAAAUGGCUGUCUCACGUGUGAUUAACCUACAGCAUCACCGAAUUGCCCAGUGCCGGACAGUGAAGAUAGCAAUCUUGGGAGACGAAGGAGUUCCUGUCCAAGUUGAUGGAGAGGCCUGGAUCCAACCUCCAGGAUAUAUUUGGAUUGUUCAUAAAAACAGGGCACAGACACUAACCAGAGAUAGGGCAUUUGAGAGCACCCUAAAGUCUUGGGAAGACAAACAAAAAUGUGAGCUGCCCCGCCCUGCUUCUUUCUCCCUGCAUCCAGAGAUUAUAUCUGAAGAGGAGUCCACCCAGAUCAAUCAGUUUUGCCAAGCAGCGGGCACUCUGAUUCACAGCAUUCGGGAAAUAGCCCAGUCAUACCAGGACAUGGAACAAGAACUUGCUCAUGCAGUCAAUGCUAGCUCCAAGUCUAUGGAUAAAGUAUAUGCCAAGUCCAAAUCUACAGAGGGCCUGAACUGCAACCUUGUUGUAGAGAUGGUGAAUAAUAUUAAAGCCCUGCAUAAUGAAACAGAACUGCUCCUGGCUGGCAAAAUGGCCCUGCAGUUGGAUCCCCCGCAGAAGGAGCAGCUCUUAGCAGCGCUGGCAGAAAUGGACUUUCAUAUGAGGAAGCUAGCAGACAUUCCUUGGCUGUGGCAGCUAAUGGAACCCAGUGAUGAAGAGAACCAAAUGCUGGAUUAUUCCAAACGCAGCCGGAGCGGCAAAUUUCGUCUGGUGACAAAGUUUAAAAAGGAGAAGAACAACAAGAAUAAAGAAACUCGUAGCAGUUUGGGAUUGCCGGUUCACCUCUGGGGAACGGAGGAGGUUGCGGCCUGGCUUGAGCACCUCAGUCUUUGUGAGUAUAAGGAUAUCUUCAUCCGGCAUGACGUCCGGGGCUCUGAGCUCCUGCAUCUUGAACGGAGAGACCUCAAGGACCUAGGAGUGACCAAAGUGGGCCACAUGAAGAGGAUAUUACAUGGGAUCAAGGAUCUGAGCAGGAAUAUUCCUGCCAGCGAGGCUUAACUUCUGUUUUCAGAGCCUGUAUCUACCAUUCCCCCUGAUGUCUGCAAAACUGACACCUCACAGAGCAGACCUGAUCAGAAUCGUCUCAAGGGAUCAGCCAAACGCUAACAGUGUUCAGAGCCUAUAUCCAACUUCUCUUGGUGCUACCAUUCUGAUGUGGGGUACACCACAAUCCACUCAAGUGGUACCUUGUAUUCAAAGCCAGUGUUACUUUGUCCUUAACAACCACCUCCUCACCACCUUUACUCAGGCCUGGGCACACUCACUGCAUGCUAGACUUCAUUCAGCCAACCCGUGGACCGUGGACCAAAAACUUUUUGUGGACAGUCACACAAGCAAAUGUUACCCUAUGAUCUAAGGAUUGCGCCAGAUAUUAAGAACUAUGAAAGCACUCGUGCAUGCAAGAUGUUAAAAUUCAGCUGUUGAGAAGAUUGAAAGCUAACUGUUUGGGACAACCUCAAAUUAGGAAGAUUCUUUUUCAGUCUGUGCUCUUUCAGUGGUGUCAGAUACAGUGGCGUGAUGAUAUAUCAGUGCAGAGUCUUUUUUUUCUAUUCCAAGGAUAUAAGUUAUCUUUAAAUGAAAAUUUUCUCAGUUUCCUGUGUUUCUGCUCUGUAAUGCUUGUGAAUGGCAAAGGAGUGGGAUUGCAUGUUGUUCUGGCUUAAAACAUCAAGUGCCUAGAAAUACUGAAUAAUCUCAGAAGUACAUCCAACAUGGGAGAAUAUACUAAUUCCUUAUGACAUUGCUUUGCCUCUGAUUCUACUAAGUUUUUAAAACAUAUAAUAGGAUUCUCACUUCUGGAAACAAUGAAGGAAGUUUCUGUGCAUAGAUUUAGGCAGGGUAAAAUAAGAUUUUUUUUUCAUCACUGUUUCCUGGACUUUGCAAAGCCAGUGUAUCGUUGCUUAAGAUAUACAGUACAUAACAUUUUCUCUGUUUUAGGAGAACCACUGCCAAAUUCUGAUUUAGAGCCACUGAAUUUUAGAGAUUUCCCCCUUAUGUGGUUAUUUUAUCAUUCCAUCAAGUUUUGCUUCUUUUUGGCCAUUUCUUUAACAGUACAGGAGAACUUUGACUAUAGCUUUCUAUAAAGAAGACAAACUUGUAAUACUAUUUACAGAGGAAAUCUUGAACCUGGGUCCUACAUCUCUGGCUCUGUUCCAUUACCACAGUUUUGCAGAUAUAGUUUGCCUUAAUGGUGUAGAUUACUCCCCCUGUACUGAAUCUGGAGGAUUGUAAAUUGCAAGGCACACAGGUAUUCACUCACCAGAAAACUCACUCUCCCAGUGCUUUCAUUUUCUAUUAUUGCUAAUGUAGGUUUGAAAUUGCCACCAUCAAACAGAAGAGAGUAAAAAAUCCUGCACUUUAUUAUUGGUGAUAACCACAUGGAAGCCUCUUUCAUUUCCUGGUGAACUUCUCAGGGAGCAAAACCAUCGUAUGAUAACUUGCGAGAAAGAUGCAGCAAAACAAAUGGAUAUUUUCUAUUCUUUUGUUGUGGAUGAACUACAGUGCUUGUUUCUGUGCUUCUCCUAGAAAUCUCAUGUAGAAGCAAAGACACUCUCAUUAUUAGCUCCUGAGUAGAUAAAUGGCCUAAGAGGACCAGCUUGGCUAUACUCUCUUGACUCGGAUGCAGUCUGUAUUGCAGCCAAGUGUCAUCACCCUUUGAUAAGAGCUAUAUUUGCAAGGAGUUCUGGAUUGCAUCAUUGCAGUGCUCUCAAGGAAUUAACUUUCUGCACUUGUAUUGCCCCUUCAGCACAUGCAUUUCUUUGUAAGGAUCGUUUCAUAUUUUGGGUCUAAGGGUCAGAAACUUCCAAGACACAGUCUAACUGUAUUAAUUGCAACUGGAAACAUGGUGGUCUCUUUGUGCAAAACAGGAGUCCUGGAUCCCAGACAUUUUAUAAAAAUGUCAGUGCAUCAGGUUGGCAAAACGAGUAACUAUGAAAAGUUGUGCCUCUGGUAUCUAGAGAGAUUGUAUCUAUUGGAAGAUGUGUCUGCUAGCUAAGCAAAUGCUAUGGAGGAAAGGCACACUGUUCACAAUGGCAUGGCAAGCUAGACAUCUCACCUGUGAGAAUUCAGAACUUCCAUUAUAUAGUUUAUGAUUCUGUAAACGAUGACACUUAAGCCGUAAGGUGACCCUACUAUCUGGUCAUCAGACAUUUUACAUCUUUGAAAUAUUUUGAGUUGGAAACAAGACUUGGAGGAAAAAUACAAAACUUAGGGUGUUUAAUGCCUAUUUUGCUUGGCGCCACACUGGAAUCAUACCUGCUAGUGUUUUGUAUUGGGUCCAUUAAAUUUCAUUAAGGGUAUAUUGAAUAUAUGUAAAAGAAUUUAUUCAAGAAAGUGCUAAUCCUGAAGUCCUUUGGGGAAAAAGGGAUUGUAUCUUAAUAGCAUGGUUCAGUAUGUUUUUUUUAAAGCUGACAUUUCUUUUUAGUGCCCAAAAUAUCCAUCUUUAGCUCAGUGCAGCUAUUAAACACUAGACUUAUGUCCAGUAAAAGCCUAUGCAUAUUUACUCUAGAAAUAAGUCCUGCUCAAUCGGAUGGUUCUUCCAAGUAAAUGUGCAUAGGAUGACUGUAGCCAAAGUUAUUUAUUCUGUUUAAUCUUAGUGGGAUAUAUUCACAUUUUCAGUCCAUGGACACUCAAGAAAUAUUAAUUCCACUAGAUUUUGCAUCUCUGAUAGAAACUGUAAAGAGGCACUUAGUGCCAGUAUCUCUUGAAAAGAAAAGCUCUGACCACCUAUAUCAUAUUAAAAUUGUUUUUUGAGUAUUAUUUAAAGGUGAAUAUAGUAUGUGUGGUAAAUUAAAUACUGUUUACACAAAACUCCUUGUAUCUUAACAGAUAUUUGUGAUGUAAAAAGAAGAAGAAAAGAAAGAAAAAUGUUUUUAUAAGUCAUUUGAUGUCUGUAUUGUUGUCCACUGAUGACUGUUCCCUCAGGGGUGUUGUAACCAUUCCGGUGAUCUGUCAAAAGCAUAGGGAGGCAUUUCAAUCCUGUACAGUCUUGGGAAGAAGGUUUCGUGCCUUAAGAAUAGAACGUGCUAUUUAUUAUUUUAAUUUAUACAGUGAUUACCAUGGAGACACCUCUUGUAUGUACAUAUUUUGCAGCUGAUUGUUGUAAAUAUAUUGUUCUUGUAUAUAAAGAAAAUCCUGUUUCGAA
Molecule: messenger RNA, 12761 nt
Organism: Zootoca vivipara (common lizard)
Lineage: Eukaryota; Metazoa; Chordata; Lepidosauria; Squamata; Lacertidae
Gene: DGKD
Product: diacylglycerol kinase delta
Biological process (GO): phospholipase C-activating G protein-coupled receptor signaling pathway
Cellular component (GO): plasma membrane
Molecular function (GO): protein heterodimerization activity; ATP-dependent diacylglycerol kinase activity; protein homodimerization activity
Source: RefSeq, a predicted model, not a curated record